UUUCCUUUUAAUUUAUAUUUUCCUCCAAUCAUUUUUUAAAAUAUACUUUGAUAUUUUUUUUACAUUUCCAAUAUCGACUAUUUUGAUUCUAAUAAUUAUAUUCUCUCUCUCUCCGCUGUUUUAUAUUGUCUUAAUACAAAAAUGAAUUUCAAUUUCAAUACUUUUAAUCAGAACAAUCACAUUGUCAACCCUAAUCCUAACUCUAAUCUUUUGGGCUCACCUUCGGAUCCUUUUAUUUAUGAAUUAAAAGUUGUUCAACAACCAAUUAGAGGUAGAAUGUGUGGCCUAGGUGAUAAAGAUAGAAGACCACUUACACCUCUACCCUGUGUCAGAUUACUGAUCAAAGAUUCAAGAACCGGUUUAGAAGUCCCUGCUUUUCAAAUUGCUGAUCAAUACCUUGCAAGCUUAGUUCUUUCAACUGAAUUAUGGAGUUGGGAUGGAAAAAUUAAUUUAACAAUAGUCCAAAAUGAUUACGAUUUUACCAAUAACAGAUUUUUUGCUGAUAAAAAUAGUAUUGGGUUUUCCUCUAAUUCACCCAAUCCUGCAAACCAAUCAGUCUUCCAAAUGCCUUCAAAUUAUCAAUUUUUUAAUUCAACUUUAAAUCCCAAUUUAAAUCCCCAUUUUAAUUUAAAUGCAAUGGUAAAUCCACAAAUGAUGGUCGGUGCUUCAACAAACCAACAGCCAUUUUAUUCUUCAUCUAAUCCAAAUAUGCCACCUCCUCAAGUUCCAACCUCAAUUCCAAAUCCAAUGAAUUUAAACCAACCAGUUCAAUUUAAUCAGUUUAAUCAGUUUAAUCAGCAAAAUCAAAACUUAAAUAUUCAACCAAAUUUAAUUAAUCAACCAACACAACCAAUAAAACCAACUCCAACCCAAGGAAAUCAAUACUCAACUCUUAUUUCAAAAGCUCAAUUAACUAGAAACUUGGUUGGAAAUACAAUCUCAAAUGCUAGAAAAUUACAUGAUGAUAAGGGUGUUUUGGGCAUUUGGUUUAUUUUUCCCGAUAUUAGCAUCAGAAUUGAAGGACAAUACAGAAUCAAAUUUUUAUUAAGCAGAAUUAAUGCUAACUUGGUCAGUCCAAGUCCAGCUAGUUGUAUCAUAACUAACACAUAUUCAGAUAUUUUUCAGAUUUAUAGUGCAAAAAAGUUCCCUGGUGUUUUACCAACAACUGCAUUAAACAAGGCAUUUGUUACUCAAGGUUUUAAAAUUUCAUUGAAGAAAAAAUAGUAAACAAAAAGUUUUCCAUAUUUGUCAAGAUUUCAAAAAUUUCAAAUUCUA
Ascoidea rubescens DSM 1968 is the source of this 1275-nucleotide messenger RNA. Its product is annotated as velvet factor family protein. The record is from RefSeq and is a predicted model, not a curated record. The transcript has a single exon. Bases 142 to 1224 code for a protein of 360 amino acids. Lineage: Eukaryota; Fungi; Ascomycota; Saccharomycetes; Ascoideales; Ascoideaceae.